AUGACUGAACACUGCAAUCGCUCCUCCACUGCUGGUUACCGUUCGGUACGGCUCAUUGCUGCGGCACACCCGACCAACUCACAGCAGAAGAUGCGCUUUCUGCUCGUCUGUAGUCGAGGCGACCUCGACGAGUUCCGGAUACCCGAGAUAGAGUCGAUUGCGACGCUGUUCAAGCUCCCCCUUCGCUUCGAGCCCGAUCGCCCGUCGUCGUCGUCGUCGUCGUCGUCCGCUGCUCUGGAGGUACGUAGCAUAACUCAGAUGGUGUAUAACUCAUAUGGCGCACGAGUCACCCUUAGUCACGAGAUGGUUUUCAGAUACUCAUCGGCAUGUGCUCGUUCACACGAACAGAGCCCAUUCGUCGUUAUACACCUCGAUAAUGAGGACCAAGCUCGGCUGCUCGGCAGCCGAUCAAUCGGCAUAAAAUCCAUAUGGCAGCAUUGGGCCGAUGCACCGACCUAUGAACAGCUUUCUGAUCGUCUCAAGACGGAGGAUGCGUUAUGGGUGAGCUUCCUGCGCGCCUGAAAGGCACCACAACAUGACCAGCCUCGUGCAGCUCAGUCCCAGUUCGGCAAAAUUUGACGCUCACCUCUCGGCCGUUCACUCCUAUUGCUUGCAUACCCAUUCUUAACUAUCCCCGUCGUCCAUCAACCUUUGGAUCUACCUCUUCUUAGCGACACCAUGCCGCCUCUCCAACAACGACGUGGAAGUUCUCCGUCACCGGCCACGGUCGCAGCAUCUCUCAGUCGGCGCAACGCCAAGUGAUCAACACAUUCAGCUUCAUGAGCUUUGUCGGCGACAUCCGACUCAAAGACCCUGAUGUCGAGAUCGGGGUCUUUGAGGAGUACGCCAGCGUGAAAGAAGCCGAGUCUAUUCCGACAGGUGGGAUCGUGCGGGACAUGCGGACCGUGUGGAUUGGGCGCAAGGCAAGCACGAAAUGUACAAUCUACGAAAUUUUGUCGAAAAGAUCACUCAUGUUCUCGACGGUUCGAUAGAUCUGUGAUACGCAGCGACAUAUGAUGGAUGUGUUUGACGUCAAGAAGCGGAGCUACAUCGGCAAUACGACCAUGGAGAGUGAGGUGAGUCGGCAGAUGCACCCCAAAUACCUCCUCCUUGCGCCGGGCUGUCGAACUCACGGCCCCUCUACUCGACUUACCUGCACAAGGUCAGCUUGUUGAUGGCUAAUCAAGCGCUCGCAUCACCUGGCAAAUUCAUACAUGAUCCUUUCGGUAGGCGCUGGCCCAAAUGUAGCCCGCGCGUAAGUUCUCGAGCACUGAGCAUCGGCGCACUCGCUACACAGCUGGGACUGGCUCAAUGCUCCUCACCGCAUCUGCUUUCGGCGCUCUGACGUUUGGUUCGGACAUCGACGGACGGCAAAUGAGAGGGAAGAGUAAGCGUUCGUGUUCCUGCAGUCUCGUAUUUCGAUCAUGGGUCUGACCCUGCGCCAUCGUCUUCCUUCGCCGUCCGUGACAGAUUCGAAGAACGUCUACACAAACGCAGAACAAUACGGAUUCCGUAAUCGUAUCGUCGACUGUUGCUCUUUUGAUCUGACCGUGCGUGCUCAAACCUCAAUCGAUUGUAUCGGUAAUGAACUGAUGCAGUCUGUGCUCGGCCCCUUCCUUUGCGCAGCAACACCCCCUACGGACUGGGGAGCUCUUCGACGCCAUCAUGACAGAUCGUGAGUUCUAGAAACUCGGAAUACUGUACAGUACGAUGUUUUGCUGAUGUCACCAUACGCCCUGACCCAAACUUCACCUAGCACCUUAUGGCGUGCGAGCCGGGGCCAAGCGUUUGGGCCGAAAACCAAAUCACCGCGAAGUCCUGCCCACACUGGUGCCAGGUCGCGAAUCUGAAGGGUUUCAUCACCAGUGCGUUGCGGAGACUUCCAGUCGUGUUCUUACGCAUCAAUAUCUGACGCGACCGUGCUGGCAUGUUGCAGAUUACCUGAAUAUGUCCCGCCGUCCGUGCCCUGGGAAAUGUCUCAGGUCAUUCAGACGCUCGUGACCUACUCGCUCUACCUGCUCAAGCCGGGAGGACGCCUCGUCUUCUUCCUACCGACCAACAACGAGGAGUAUCAAGACGUCGACGUGCCCUCGGUCCCUGGCUUGAAAUUGAUUUCAAACAGCUCGCAGAAGUUCGGCAAGUGGGCUCGACGGUUGAUCACGAUGGAGAAGAGUCGUGGCAAGGAGUGGCGGGAAGUGAUCGAGAGGAUUGAUAGGGGGAUCUUGCGGGAGAAUAUGUUCGACUGGUUCAAGGAGCGACAAACGCACAGUGAGGGGAUAGACGGGGAAGGGUCGACAAGAAAACCUGGCCAUGCCGAGUUUGCUAGGAGAUAUUUUGAGCGAUUCGAGUCAGCCGCUACUUGA
Molecule: messenger RNA, 2363 nt
Organism: Microbotryum saponariae
Lineage: Eukaryota; Fungi; Basidiomycota; Microbotryomycetes; Microbotryales; Microbotryaceae
Source: the annotation of a GenBank genome assembly